This is a messenger RNA of Jaculus jaculus (lesser Egyptian jerboa), 1029 nucleotides long. RefSeq lists its product as uncharacterized. The record is from RefSeq and is a predicted model, not a curated record. The transcript has 6 exons. Bases 234 to 920 code for a protein of 228 amino acids. NCBI's taxonomy places the organism in Eukaryota, Metazoa, Chordata, Mammalia, Rodentia, Dipodidae.
ACUCUCACCAUACAGGAGGCUGAGAGAGGCAGACAGAACUAUCUUGAAGGAGAAUGCAUGCCUGAAGACUCCUCUACCCCUAACACGGGACAGGUGUCCAGCUGUGUGCCUGUUACAACUGCCCUGCAUGAAGGACAAUCCAGCAGACGCAGCUGAAUUGGAAAGGAUGCUUGGGGCUCUCUCAAGUAGAUCUUGGACCAAGAGAUACUUGCUACACGUGUUCAACAGAAGAUAUGCUCUCUUCAAUCGGCGGUGAGAUGGAAGUGGACUAUCUCUCACCACCAAUGCUACAGGAAGAAUUCAGGCCAAGAGAAAGCAAGCUCAUUCCCAAGAUAAGGAUCCUGAUGCCAUCUGCCAGAUCCUGGGGCAGCAAGAAGCAAGCCAGGGAUGAGCCAGCACUCCUAAGAGUGGAGGCUCCACCCUGGAAGCAUCUCACAGCAGGGCGGAGACUCUUUGCUCACUGUGAGGAGGCCAGCCAGACGCCAGACGAGGGGGAGCGCCCCAGAGAGGUGAAGAGGCUCAGACAGUUUCCAUCCAUCCUGUGGCCACCACCACCUUCUCCAGCUUCAUCCUGGAGGAGGUGUGACCCAGGAGCUCUCCCAGCACAGGGGACCCAGAGCAGAAAUCUCAGGCCUGGGUUCUUCUCACGGGCCAUGAGGAAGCCACCCCGCAGAAUGAGCCCCUUUCAAGGCUCCUCCUCAGCCCCCACCCAGAGCUGCUGCUCACCUGGCUCCUACCCCACCCGCACCUCCUGCAGAUGGGAAAACAAAGCCCAGAGAAACAGGGAUUCAGCUCUGUUGCUGCUGCUGCUGGCUAAGAAGGGGAUAGCCAGGCAUCCUGACUCUCAGCUCACAGUGGUCCGAAGAAAGGGCUUGGUUUGGAUCAGCUCUGGAAGAGCACUAGUGGGGGUAGGAAGGUAGCUCCAUCAAUGAAGUGUUUGCCAUGCUCCUCCAGACACAAAAUGGCCUGGAUAUCCAUGACCUCGCAGUGCCCGACACUACCUACACAAGACCAUCAUGAGAGGAGGGA